UAUAAGCUGUGCCCACACAAAACCAUCACAACGGAUCCAACGGCUUCUAUUUCAUCUCGCUCUUCCAUAUAAUCACCCUCUCUAUUUUCGCUUUCAAAUUCAUCGCUUUUUUCUCAGCUCUCUCCCUCUCUCUAUAACUCUCUCCUUUCCUUGAUUUAGUUUGUUUUGUCAGGCAGUAGAAAAUGGCUGAUGGUGAGGAUAUUCAGCCCCUUGUCUGCGACAAUGGAACAGGAAUGGUUAAGGCUGGAUUUGCUGGAGAUGAUGCUCCACGUGCCGUGUUUCCCAGCAUUGUUGGUCGUCCUCGUCACACUGGUGUGAUGGUUGGCAUGGGCCAGAAAGAUGCAUAUGUUGGUGAUGAGGCUCAGUCCAAGCGUGGUAUUUUAACUUUGAAAUACCCAAUUGAACAUGGUAUUGUCAACAACUGGGAUGACAUGGAAAAGAUCUGGCAUCACACCUUCUACAAUGAGCUUCGUGUUGCACCAGAAGAGCACCCUGUACUUCUAACUGAGGCUCCACUGAACCCCAAGGCUAAUCGUGAGAAGAUGACCCAAAUCAUGUUUGAGACCUUCAAUGCUCCUGCUAUGUAUGUUGCCAUUCAGGCUGUCCUAUCCUUAUAUGCCAGUGGCCGUACGACUGGUAUUGUGUUGGACUCCGGUGAUGGUGUCAGUCACACAGUCCCCAUAUACGAGGGAUAUGCCCUCCCACAUGCUAUCCUUCGUCUUGACCUGGCUGGCCGUGACCUUACUGAUGCCUUGAUGAAAAUUCUCACUGAGCGUGGAUAUUCUUUCACCACGUCAGCUGAACGGGAAAUUGUGAGGGACAUGAAAGAAAAGCUGGCUUACAUUGCUCUUGACUAUGAGCAGGAGCUAGAGACUUCCAAAACUAGCUCAACUGUUGAGAAGACCUAUGAAUUGCCUGAUGGGCAGGUCAUCACCAUUGGUGCUGAGCGUUUCCGUUGCCCAGAAGUCCUCUUCCAACCAUCCAUGAUUGGGAUGGAAGCUGCAGGCAUCCACGAGACUACAUACAACUCCAUCAUGAAGUGUGAUGUGGACAUCAGGAAGGACUUGUAUGGUAACAUUGUCCUCAGUGGUGGCACAACCAUGUUCCCAGGUAUUGCUGACAGAAUGAGCAAGGAAAUCUCUGCAUUAGCCCCAAGUAGCAUGAAAAUCAAGGUGGUUGCACCACCAGAGAGGAAGUACAGUGUCUGGAUUGGUGGCUCCAUUUUGGCAUCUCUCAGCACUUUCCAGCAGAUGUGGAUUGCAAAGGCAGAAUAUGAUGAAUCUGGACCAUCCAUUGUGCAUAGGAAAUGCUUCUAAAUAUAAUUUCACAAGAAUAGGACUGUUGAAGAAGAGAAAAAAAAAAGUAUUAUUUUUAUUUAUUGGAAAAAAAGUGGGUAGCUUUCCACCCUUUCUAUUCUAGCUUUGUUGUCCUUCAGUGUUUAUCAUAGUGUUGGAGUGAUGACUUUGAGAAGGCUAGGAGUUAUUGCCAAAAUGGUCCAAUUCUUUCAUUAUUAUUAUUCUGAAAAUCUUUUUUUAGAUGC
Molecule: messenger RNA, 1540 nt
Organism: Manihot esculenta (cassava)
Lineage: Eukaryota; Viridiplantae; Streptophyta; Magnoliopsida; Malpighiales; Euphorbiaceae
Product: actin
Exons: 5
Coding region: 183-1316 (377 amino acids)
Cellular component (GO): cytoplasm
Source: RefSeq, a predicted model, not a curated record